CGUGGCGUUUAUAUAUAUUUCGCGAAUUUAGGGAAAUCAUCUUAUAGUGAUAUCCAACCUAAAUCAUCUCGACCUAAUAUUCGGGCUGCGAGUGAGAAAUAUACGAAUCAGCCGAUUCCAUUAUACUUGUAUAUAUGCUUUCAGGAGUUGAUGCAUGGGCGCUGAUUCGAGUAAACUUUAGCAAGAUGUCAAGCAAUAUUUGCAUAAAAUGCGUAUUGAUUGGACUAAUUCUCGCCGUAUUGCAGUGCGAAGGUUCAAGGGUAACGGUGAGGCUACAAGGUCCAUUGAGUGAAAACGGUACUGGUCGUGUCGAAAUAUAUCGCAAUGGAACCUGGGGGACAAUCUGCGAUGAUGGAUGGAAUAUCAGAGAUGCUAGAGUUGUAUGUCGUCAACUUGGCUAUCCCCUUGCUGUCAGAGCGCUUAAAGGUGACCAGGUUCCUUCAGGUUCUGGACCGAUAUGGUUAGAUGACGUCGUUUGUAGUGGGAAAGAACAGAACAUAGGAAGUUGCAUGCAUGAUGGAUGGGGGAAUAGCGAUUGCGAACACAACGAAGACGCCGGAGUAGAAUGCAGUUCUGCAGUUGUUGCCGGUAAACCUGGAUCAAUAAGAUUACAAGGGCCAUCGAGUGCAAACGGAAAAGGGCGCGUUGAAGUGCUCCACGGUGGACAAUGGGGGACGAUCUGUGACGACGAGUGGGAUAUCAAUGACGCCAGAGUUGCAUGUCGUCAACUUGGUUAUUCUGAUGCAGUCAGACCACUUCAAGGGGGGCAGAUUCCUGCUGGUUCUGGACCCAUUUGGUUAGACGACGUCAUAUGUACGGGUGAAGAACAAGUUAUAACAAGUUGUUCUCACCGUGGAUGGGGUAACCAGGAUUGCAAACAUUCGGAGGACGCAGGAGUAGUUUGUAAUACGACAGUUCUUCCCAAGCCUGGUUCACUCAGGUUACAAGGUCCUUUGAGUGCGAAUGGUACUGGUCGAGUUGAAGUAUUCUACGAGGGAGAGUGGGGGACAAUCUGUGAUGAUGAAUGGGGUUUUGAGGAUGCCAAAGUUGCAUGUAGACAACUUGGCUAUUUAGAUGCCCGUGAAGCUCUUCAUGGUGACCGAGUUCCAUCUGGUUCUGGACAUAUUUUGUUGGAUGGAGUCUCGUGUACUGGAAUAGAAAGAAAUUUAACAAGUUGUUCUCAUCAAGGAUGGGGAAUUCACGAUUGCAGCCAUUCUGAAGACGCUGGUGUUCAGUGCUUUACAGCAGCUCUUUCAGAUAAACAUGGGACAUUGAGAUUACAAGGGCCAUUGAGUACAGUUGGACAGGGUCGCCUCGAAGUGUUCUACCUUGGAGAAUGGGGAACAAUCUGCGAUGAUGAAUGGGAUAUAAAUGAUGCCAGGGUUGCUUGUCGUCAGCUUGGUUAUUCCGAUGCUGUUAGAUCGCUUUCUGGAUAUCAGGUUCCUUCCGGUACUGGACCUAUAUGGUUAAACGACGUUGGUUGUAUUGGAAAAGAACUAAAUAUAUCAAGCUGCUCUCACGCAGGAUGGGGCAUUGGAUAUUGCGGGCAUUCGGAAGAUGCUGGGGUAGAAUGUAAAACAACAGAUUUUGAAGUUACUGGUAAUCAAUCGCAAACACUGAGGUUACGAGGGCCAUCAAGUGCAAAUGGAACAGGUCGUGUUGAAAUUUUCCACAAAGGACUAUGGGGGACAAUUUGUGAAUAUGGUUGGGGUAUACAUGAUGCUAGGGUUGCAUGUCGUCAACUUGGAUACCCGGAUGCAUUUAGGCCUCUUACUGGAGGCGACGUACCUUCUGGAUCUUCUGGAGUUAUUUGGUUAAGUUACGUUCGUUGUUCUGGCCGGGAACAAAAUCUGACAAGUUGUUCUCACAAUGGUUGGGGAAAUACUGACUGCUCGAAUUCUCAAGACGCUGGAGUAGAAUGUAGUACAUCGGCUCUUGCAGAUACGCCGGUUAUACUGAGGUUACAGGGACCAUCGAGUGCAAAUGGAACAGGUCGUGUUGAAGUACUGUACAAUGGAGAAUGGGGAACAAUUUGUGAUUAUGGUUGGAGUUUAAGAGAUGCCAGGGUGGUAUGCCGACAACUUGGCUAUCCAGGCGCCUUUAAUGCUCUUCAAGGCGGGGAGGUUCCAUCAGGUUCUGGACGAAUAUGGUUAUCUUAUGUCAAUUGUAAUGGAGACGAACAAAAUAUAACAAGUUGUUUUCGUAAUGGAUGGGGAAAUCAACAAUGUGAACAUGACAAAGACGCUGGAGUUAAAUGCGCAACAGCAGACCCGCAUCUACCACUUAGGUUACAAGGGCCAUUGAGUGCCAACGGCACCGGUCGCGUCGAAGUAUUUCACAAUGGAGAGUGGGGGACGAUCUGCGAUGAUAUUUGGGAUUUAGAACAUGCUAUAGUUGUGUGUCGUCAACUAGGGUAUCCAGAUGCCAUUGCGAAACUUGAUGGGGGGCAGGUUCCAUCUGGUUCUGGGCGUAUUUGGUUAGAUAACGUCGCUUGCACUGGGAAAGAGGAGAAUAUAGCAAUGUGUGAUCAUAAUGGUUUGGGAGUAAACGAUUGCUCACAUUCUGAGGACGCUGGAGUAAAAUGUGGAGGAACAGGUCUUUCAGAUAAACAUGGGACAUUGAGAUUACAAGGGCCAUUGAGUACAACUGGAAGAGGACGUGUUGAGGUAUUCUACCGUGGAGAAUGGGGAACAAUCUGCGAUGAUGAAUGGGAUAUAAAUGACGCCAGGGUUGUAUGUCGUCAACUUGGUUAUUCAGAUGCUCUUAGAUCACUUUCUGGAGAUCAGGUUCCUUCCGGUACUGGACCUAUAUGGUUAGAUAACGUUGGUUGUAUUGGAAAAGAACUAAAUAUAUCAAGCUGCUCUCACGCAGGAUGGGGCACUGAAGAUUGCAGCCAUUCGGAAGACGCUGGGGUAGAUUGCAAAAUAACAGAUAAACAUGGGACAUUGAGAUUACAAGGGCCAUUGAGUACAAUUGGACAGGGUCGUCUCGAAGUGUUCUACCGCGGAGAAUGGGGAACAAUCUGCGAUGAUGAAUGGGAUAUAAAUGAUGCCAGGGUUGCUUGUCGUCAACUUGGUUAUUCAGAUGCUCUUAGAUCACUUUCUGGAGAUCAGGUUCCUUCCGGUACUGGACCUAUAUGGUUAGAUAACGUUGGUUGUAUUGGAAAAGAACUAAAUAUAUCAAGCUGCUCUCACGCAGGAUGGGGCACUGAAGAUUGCAGCCAUUCGGAAGACGCUGGGGUAGAUUGCAAAAUAACAGAUUUUGAAGUUACUGGUAAUCAAUCGCAAACACUGAGGUUACGAGGGCCAUCGAGUGCAAAUGGAACAGGUCGUGUUGAAAUAUUCCACAAAGGACUAUGGGGGACAAUUUGUGAACAUGCUUGGGGUAUAAAUGAUGCCAGGGUUGCAUGUCGUCAACUUGGGUACCCGGAUGCAGUUAGGCCUCUUACUGGAGGCGACGUACCUUCUGGAUCUUCUGGAGUUAUUUGGUUAAGUUACGUCAGUUGUUCUGGCCGGGAACAAAAUCUAACAAGUUGUUCUCAUAUUGGUUGGGGAAAUAAUGCCUGCUCGCAUUCUCAAGACGCUGGAGUAGAAUGUAGUACAACAGUUCUUGCAGAUACGCCGGUUACACUCAGGUUACAAGGGCCAUCGAGUGCAAAUGGAACAGGUCGUGUUGAAGUACUGUACAAUGGAGAAUGGGGAACAAUUUGUGAUAAUGGUUGGAGUUUAAGAGAUGCCAGGGUGGUAUGCCGACAACUUGGCUAUUCAGGCGCCUUUAAUGCUCUUCAAGGAGGCGAGGUUCCAUCAGGUUCUGGACGAAUAUGGUUAUCUUAUGUCGAUUGUACUGGAGAAGAACAAAAUAUAACAAGUUGUUCUCAUAAUGGAUGGGGAAAUCAACAAUGUGAACACGACAAAGACGCUGGAGUUAAAUGCGCAACAGCAGACCCGAAUUUACCACUAAGAUUACAAGGGCCAUUGAGUGCCAGCGGCACCGGUCGUGUCGAAGUAUUUCACAAUGGAGAGUGGGGGACGAUCUGCGAUGAUAAUUGGGAUUUAGUGCACGCUAGGGUUGUGUGUCGUCAACUAGGGUAUCCAGAUGCCAUUGCAAAAUUUGAUGGGGGGCAGGUUCCAUCUGGUUCGGGGCGUAUUUGGUUAGAUAACGUCGCUUGCACUGGGAAAGAGGAGAAUAUAGCAAUGUGUCAUCAUAAUGGUUUGGGAGUAAACGAUUGCUCACAUUCUGAGGACGCUGGAGUAAAAUGUAGUAGAAGAGGUCUUUCAGAUAAACAUGGGACAUUGAGGUUACAAGGGCCAUUGAGUACAAUUGGAAAGGGUCGUCUCGAAGUGUUUUACCGUGAAGAAUGGGGGACAAUCUGCGAUGAUGAAUGGGAUAUAAAUGAUGCCAGGGUUGUUUGUCGUCAACUUGGUUAUUCAGAUGCUGUCAGAUCGCUUUCUGGAGAUGAGGUUCUUUCCGGUACUGGACCUAUAUGGUUAGACGACGUUGGUUGUAUUGGAAAAGAACUAAAUAUAUCAAGCUGCUCUCACGCAGGAUGGGGCAUUGAAGAUUGCAGCCAUUCGGAAGACGCUGGGGUAGAGUGUAAAACAACAGAUUUUGAAGUUACUGGUAAUCAAUCGCAAACACUGAGGUUACGAGGGCCAUCAAGUGCAAAUGGAACAGGCCGUGUUGAAAUAUUCCAUAGGGGACUAUGGGGGACAAUUUGUGAACUUGGUUGGGAUAUAAAUGAUGCCAGGGUUGCAUGUCGUCAACUUGGCUACCCGGAUGCAUUUAGGCCUCUUACUGGAGGCGACGUACCUUCGGGAUCUUCUGGAGUUAUUUGGUUAAGUUACGUCAGUUGUUCUGGCCGGGAACAAAAUCUAACAAGUUGUUCUCAUAAUGGUUGGGGAAAUAAUGCCUGCUCGCAUUCUCAAGACGCUGGAGUGGAAUGCAGUACAACAGUUCUUGCAGAUAAGCCUGUGACAUUGAGGUUACAGGGGCCAUCGAGUGCAAAUGGAACAGGUCGUGUUGAAGUACUGUACAAUGGAGAAUGGGGAACAAUUUGUGAUAGUGGUUGGGAUUUCAGAGAUGCCAGGGUGGUAUGCCGCCAACUUGGCUAUUUAGACGCCUUAAAUGCACUUCGAGGCGAUGCUCCAUUUGGUACUGGGCGAAUAUGGUUAUCUGAUGUCGCUUGUUCUGGAGAAGAACCAAAUAUAACAAAUUGCUCUCAUAAUGGAUGGGGAAAUCAGCAGUGUGAACAUUACAAUGACGCUGGAGUUAAGUGUACAACCGAAGGUAAAGUGCCGACGUUGUGUAUUUGGGACCUUUUGGUUGUGAAACUAUGA
This is a messenger RNA of Dendronephthya gigantea, 5336 nucleotides long. Its product is annotated as deleted in malignant brain tumors 1 protein-like. The coding region runs from base 135 to 5336 and encodes 1733 amino acids. The record is from RefSeq and is a predicted model, not a curated record. Gene Ontology annotation, cellular component: membrane. Lineage: Eukaryota; Metazoa; Cnidaria; Anthozoa; Malacalcyonacea; Nephtheidae. The transcript has 16 exons.